This is a messenger RNA of Mya arenaria, 846 nucleotides long. Its product is annotated as multiple epidermal growth factor-like domains protein 10. Gene Ontology annotation, molecular function: scavenger receptor activity. The coding region runs from base 1 to 846 and encodes 281 amino acids. The record is from RefSeq and is a predicted model, not a curated record. Lineage: Eukaryota; Metazoa; Mollusca; Bivalvia; Myida; Myidae. The transcript has 7 exons.
AUGGAACAACUCCACAAGCAACACACGACCGGAUUUCUAUUGAGUGGCAACGCAUACCAGUCAUCAACAUUCUCAUCAUGUACUGCUGACAAAGCUUUGGACGGCGAAAAGGAAUACAAUGAUCUUCCAUGCACGUGCAGUGUUACAGCUCCUAAUGAAUCCCCUCGGUGGUGGGAAAUGGAUUUUGGAUCGAAGCAUUUGAUUGAUUCUAUUGUUGUCACGGGUCGUACAGAUACCGUGGAACAAAGUCUAAACCUUGCUGCCUACAUCAGCAACAACACGAUGGGUCCUAACAACGAAUGUCCUACCGGCAGUUAUGGCGACAAGUGCUCCAGCAAUUGCAGUCAACAGUGUAUUGCUGAAGAAUGUCACCAUGUCAGCGGGAUAUGCAACCUUGGAUGCAAGCCUGGUUAUGAUUUCCGGAUAGAUCCUAAGUGUGAAACACUAUGCGAACUUUGCAAAUACGGAGAAGGCUGCAUACACGAUUGCCACUGUGCAAAUGGAAACAUAUGUGAUGGUGUAACAGGGGACUGUGCUCCACCGGAAUGUGAGCAGGGAUGGACUGGGUCCUCAUGUAACUCCCAUAAAAAUGAUGAGCGGAGGUUUACCGCUUCCGAGGUUGCCGGGGUGGCUGGAGGUUCGGUAGGAGGAUGUCUUCUGCUGCUCGGACUGGUCUUUGCAAGUGUUCUUGUAUAUAGAAGAUACAAGUCAACCUCGACGAAAUCAGACACAACUAACGCUAUACCAAACAUCGACUAUGUUAAUACGGGGAGAACAUACGAAGGCCUCUUUGUAAUGCCACUUCAAAACAUCGAUGGACAUACAUAUCAGACAAUCCAGAACUGA